Messenger RNA from Diachasma alloeum, 876 nucleotides. Its product is annotated as T-box-containing protein TBX6L-like. NCBI's taxonomy places the organism in Eukaryota, Metazoa, Arthropoda, Insecta, Hymenoptera, Braconidae. The coding region runs from base 1 to 876 and encodes 291 amino acids. The transcript has 6 exons. The record is from RefSeq and is a predicted model, not a curated record. Gene Ontology annotation, molecular function: DNA-binding transcription factor activity, RNA polymerase II-specific; RNA polymerase II cis-regulatory region sequence-specific DNA binding. Gene Ontology annotation, cellular component: nucleus. Gene Ontology annotation, biological process: heart development; positive regulation of DNA-templated transcription; cell fate specification.
AUGGAUCUGGACAUGAGUGGAAGUUACUGUGGAAAAGCCGAGAAAAUUUUCAACGACUGGAGAUUUUUCUCCGGGUCGGCGAUGACCUUGGGACGAGUGGAGAGUUUUCCGAGGGGCUCAUUACCGAGUACCGUGAAUGUACAGUUGAGUAAUAGGGGGUUGUGGCGUCAGUUCCAUGGACAGACCACGGAGAUGAUUAUCACGAAGCUGGGGAGACGCAUGUUCCCCGCCAUCCAGGUGUCCAUCACCGGUCUGGAGCCGCACGUCAAGUACCACGUCCUCCUGGAAAUCGCACCCGCCUCCCAGCGCAGGCACAAGUACGUGGGGAGUGGAUGGACUGUCGCUGGUAAUGCUGAGGUCCAGUCACCACCGCACAAGAGGCUCUAUCUUCAUCCCGAUAGUCCAGCCACUGGGAAACACUGGGGACAACAGCCCGUCAGCUUUGCAAAAUUAAAAUUAACGAAUAAUAAUGUGGAUCAUCAUAAUAAUAUUGUCCUGACAUCAAUGCACAAAUACAUCCCAAAAAUUUGGAUAAUCCAAUCGGACGGUUUGGGAAGCAUUAGCAACAUCUACAGCCAGCCCUCUGCCUGUUUCACCUUCGAAGAGACGGAAUUCAUAGCUGUAACGGCCUACCAGAACGAGAGCAUCACAAAAUUGAAAAUCGACAACAAUCCCUUCGCCAAGGGUUUCCGUGACACUGGCCACUACCGCUGCAAGCGAAAACUCGAGGAGAGCCAGGAGAACUCUCAGGAGGAGGAUCCACGUACCCCGGGAACCCCGGAACCCGAGAGAAUGGAAAAAAUCGAGAGAAUCGAAGUCGAAGAAUCGAACGAAAAUGGGGACAGCAGUGACAGGCGUCAGCUCGAGGGCCUGUAG